Pelodiscus sinensis (Chinese soft-shelled turtle) is the source of this 3043-nucleotide messenger RNA. The record is from RefSeq and is a predicted model, not a curated record. NCBI's taxonomy places the organism in Eukaryota, Metazoa, Chordata, Testudines, Trionychidae.
AUGGGGAUAGGAAGCAGGGACAGGGACAAGGAACUGCUCACUGGAGUGUUGGAUGACUGCUUGUGUGAUAUAGAAAGCAUUGAUAACUUCAACACUUACAAGAUCUUCCCUAAAAUACAGAAACUGCAAGAACGGGACUACUUCAGAUAUUACAAGGUCAAUCUUAAGAGACCAUGUCCAUUCUGGGCUGAUGAUGGCCACUGUUCUAUCAGAGAUUGUCAUGUAGAACCUUGUCCUGAGAGUAAAGUACCAGUUGGCAUUAAAGCUGGAAGUUCUAAUAAAUACUCAAAAAGAAUAAACAGCACCAAAGAAUUAGAAGACUGUGAACAAGCUAACAAACUGGGAGCAAUUAACAGUACUCUAAGUAACCAAAGUAAAGAGGCUUUCAUUGACUGGGCAAGAUAUGAUGAUUCACAGGACCAUUUUUGUGAACUUGAUGAUGAACGAUCUCCAGAUGCACAGUAUGUGGAUUUGCUGCUGAAUCCAGAACGUUACACUGGAUACAAAGGACCAUCUGCAUGGAGAGUGUGGAACAGCAUCUAUGAAGAAAACUGCUUCAAGCCUCGAUCUGUCUAUCGUCCUUUAAAUCCAUUGGCACCCAGCAGGGGGGAGGACGAAGGAGAAUCUUUCUACACAUGGCUAGAAGGUCUUUGUCUGGAGAAAAGAGUAUUCUAUAAGCUCAUUUCUGGACUUCAUGUUAGCAUCAAUUUACAUCUGUGUGCAAAUUAUCUUCUUGAAGAAACCUGGGGGAAGCCUCGUUGGGGACAUAAUGUCAAGGAAUUUAUUCAUCGCUUUGACCCUCUUGAAACAAAAGGAGAAGGACCAAGAAGGCUAAAGAAUUUAUAUUUCUUAUAUUUGAUUGAGCUGCGUGCUUUGUCAAAAGUUGCACCGUACUUUGAGCGUUCAGUUGUAGACCUUUACACUGGAAAUGUCCAAGAGGAUGCUGACUCUAAAACCCUCUUACUAGACAUCUUCAGAGAUACAAAAUCCUUUCCAAUGCACUUUGAUGAGAAGUCAAUGUUUGCAGGAGAUAAAAAAGGGGCCAAAUCUUUAAAGGAAGAAUUCAGAUUGCAUUUCAAAAAUAUAUCCCGCAUAAUGGAUUGUGUUGGAUGCGAUAAAUGUAGAUUAUGGGGCAAACUGCAGACUCAAGGUUUAGGAACUGCUCUCAAGAUUUUAUUCUCUGAAAAAGAGAUUCAGAACCUUCCUGAGAAUAGCCCAUCAAAAGGUUUUCAACUCACACGUCAAGAAAUAGUUGCUCUCGUAAAUGCAUUUGGAAGGCUUUCCACAAGUAUAAAAGAGUUGCAGAAUUUUAAACUUUUAUUACAACGUACUAGGUAAUGACGGUUUUUACACAUCCAAGUAGUGAUGACCAUUAAAUGACUGCAUCAAGCAAAAAGAAAUCAAUCCUUACAGGACUUGUGUGGAAAAUCGAUUUAACAAAAAUUAACAUUUCAGAUAUCAACUUGAAUAUUUAUGUUUAAAAUAGGAUUGGUUAUUAAUUAAAGAUAUUUAUGAAUGAAAUGUAUAGUUUUUAAACAUGUAAAUUAUGCUGAUCUCCUGUCUGUCAAGUUUGUCUCCAGUCAUUCUUCAGUUGCAUUGCCAUUUUAUAUAAAUUUUCUUUAUUUCACUGUUGUCUUUGAUUCAAGGAUAAUUGUUUGACAUUAAAUUACUAUCCCUGUAUCUUAACUGCAAUACUGAUGUGAACAAACUUGCACUGCUUCAAACAAAAAAAGUGUUUUUCCUUUUAAAUAUUGUCCAUCAGAAUAUUGUAAGGGAAAGGGAAUAGUCACUGCUUGAUUCUAACUGACAUAGAAGAAAAUCCCUUCUUUUAUUUUUUGUUUUUCUUCAGUUUUCACUUUAUUUCCUAUAUGGAAUAACUGUAAACAAUGGAAACUUAAUUAAUGGAAGCUUUAUUUUGUGCUUUGAGGUCCUUGGCACCUCGUUGAUGCCAACUGUUUUUCACCAUUAUCUUGUUUUUAAACUUUCUUGAUACUCACAUGCACACUCACACAUUGUCAUAACUGCCUUCUCACCGACAGAAUAAGGAUGAAAAUGAUUCCUCUAGAGCCUAAGGCCGGGUGUACCCUAACGGGCAAUGUCAAACUAAAGUACACAACUCCAGCUAUGUAAAUACCAUAGGUGUCGACAUACCAUAGUUCAACUUACAUCAGCAUCCCCACUGGAGGGGGUCAAUGGGAGAAUCUCUCUCGUUGACUUCCCUUACUUUUCUUGCUGCAGUGAAGUACUGGAGUCAAUGGGUGCACGAACAGCAGUUGAUUUAGUGGGUUUUUACUAGACUCACUAAGUCAACCCACAGGAGAUCGAUCCUCACAGCAGUAAGUGUAGACAAGGCCUAACUCUGCAACCUUGGUCUACCACAGGGGAUUGUUAAUGAAGCACUGCCUUCUUUGGUCAAACAUGCCCUCAGGCCUUCACAUUUUCGUCUCCUCCCAUAGAAUCCACAGGAUCAGACUUCAGGAAGUGUUUUUAGCAUUACAAAAAGUUAAAAUCGCACUUCUUUCUUUCUUGGGACAGCAGAAAUGCUUUAAGAAUGGAUAAAGCAUGGAUUGGAUUUAAAGGGGAUUGUUUGUUGAGCUAUAUGAAAAGUUCAGUGCAAAAAAAAACCAGCUUGUUUUGAUAAACUUUUAAAAUAUAUUUUAAGGCAAAACAUGUUGACAUUUAAUAUUUUAUCUAUGCAAUCCCUAACCAUAUCUUCUUCAAAAAUAUAUUCAAUGUAUUUAAUGAAACGGGUACAUUAUAAUGCAUCUUAUGUAAAUUGAUUGUUAAUUGCCUUCAUCAGGUUUCAGAAAGUACUACUGACCAAUAGCAACCAACAGUGGUUUACAUUUAAAACUGAAGUGAUAAAUAUAAAUAGUAUUUUUGUACAGCAUACUUAAGCUGUGGUAAAUGUAAUAUUUAAUGAGAUUGUCUGAGUGCAGUAUGAAUGUGCGUAAUGCUGGAACAAUAUAUAGAUAUGUCCAUUCCAUAUUUUACUUUUAAACUUAAAACAAUCUUCACGGAAUAAAUAAAAAGUGCUCUUAAA